This is a messenger RNA of Ceratitis capitata (Mediterranean fruit fly), 1530 nucleotides long. It is a transcript of the gene Pex19, whose product is annotated as peroxisomal biogenesis factor 19. The coding region runs from base 212 to 1114 and encodes 300 amino acids. Gene Ontology annotation, cellular component: peroxisomal membrane; peroxisome. Lineage: Eukaryota; Metazoa; Arthropoda; Insecta; Diptera; Tephritidae. The record is from RefSeq and is a predicted model, not a curated record. Gene Ontology annotation, biological process: protein import into peroxisome membrane. The transcript has 6 exons.
ACAACGGCAACACGGUUCUCCCAGAUGAGCUGCUGCAAGCCUGACGUUUCUCAGGUGUGAUUUCGUGCGAUUAUUACGCACACAUAUUUCAUUUCCAUAUAAAUUUUUUAAUUAAUAUUUAUUAAAAACGGCUUGAGCAUCAGAUAACGACUGAGCCCUUAUAAAACACAACGAAUUUUGAAAGUGUCAAAGUCAGCAACCUUCGUGGAAAAUGGCCGAAAAUAAACAAACCGAUAAAAAGGAAUUAGAUGAUCUGCUUGACAGUGCUUUACAAGAUUUCGAUAAAAAUAGCACGCCUGCAAGUGCAGGAGAUGCAGAUAAAGAUUUGACUGCAAAUGGGACGGCGACCGGUGCCACCGCUGCUGCUGGUACGGCAGCUGAUCCGGAUGCAUUUUUUAUUGAACAGGCAAAUGUGUUAGCCGAACGCAUGCAGACUCUCUUUGGUGGUCCAAACACGCCGAGUGGUGAAUUGCCACCUCUACCGCAAGAUCCUGAUCAAAUUUUAGCAGGAUUCAAGAAAAUGGCCGAAGCGGCUGCAAUGACCUUGCAAGGCGAAAAUCCAGCAAGUGAUGAGGAUGUUGCUAAAUAUUCGGAUAGCAUAGCACAAGCUCUGAAGGGGCUGCAAGAGGGUUCGGAAAAUCUCAGCGCACCUGUUUCUGAGACUGAUGUCGCUAGUAUGUUUAGUGGGCUCAAUUUAGAAAACCCCGGCGAGGGAGACAAUAAUAUGUUCCUGCCGUUUAUGGAAGGCAUGAUGCAGAGUUUAUUAAGUGCUGAAAUACUGUUGCCUAGCAUCAAAGAGUUAGUCGAAAAGUAUCCGAAAUAUUUUGAAGAACAUGGUAGCAAGAUUAGUGCUGAAGAGCGCGAACGGUAUGAAAAACAAUUGGAACUCUAUAAAGUGUUGGAAAAACUAUUAGAGGCAGAGAAACCCGACGAUACAGCUGCAGUCAAACGUGAAAAUUUCAAAUCUGUAUUGGAUCACAUGCGCAGACUGCAGGAGUUUGGAAACCCGCCUGAAGAAAUUUUGUCUGAAACCGCGGGCGAUCUGCCAAUAUUGGACCCAAAUUUAGCUGGUGGAGCAGGAGCUGGAGCAAACCCACAAUGUCCUAUGAUGUAGUUAGGUGAUACUAAGAAUGUCGAGGAAGCGUAUGUCAAUGUGUGAUGAAACAUCAACCUUUCUAAUAUAGUAAUAUUUAGUAUUUUGAUUUAUAACGUUAUUGUAGUUAUUGCUUUAUUAUUUAAAUUUUUGGCUAAAGACAAAUUGAUCUUUGCAUUCUCUGUUCAUUUCGUAUAUACAUAUGUACGUGUUGAAAUGCUUUUGAUAUAUUGUUCAUAUGUAUAUCAAUUAAUGGUUUGACGUAUAAGAAACUUUGCAAAUAUUAAUUUUUAAUGUUUUUUGAAAGAAAAAAUUAACUCAUAUUAAAUAUAUAAAAUGUUUUGAUAACAAAAGAAAAACACGGUGCAGUUCUGUACAUGAGUUACUUCUGUAUACAUUUAUUUUAUAAGUUUCAUUAAAUCAAAAUUUUAAAACAU